Messenger RNA from Hyaena hyaena (striped hyena), 735 nucleotides. It is a transcript of the gene CLEC19A, whose product is annotated as C-type lectin domain containing 19A. Lineage: Eukaryota; Metazoa; Chordata; Mammalia; Carnivora; Hyaenidae. The record is from RefSeq and is a predicted model, not a curated record. Gene Ontology annotation, molecular function: signaling receptor activity. The coding region runs from base 83 to 640 and encodes 185 amino acids. The transcript has 5 exons.
UUCUCGCCUGCUCCCAGAAGGGCUCCCAGAAAGGGCCUCUCUUCUCCACCCAGGCCUGGAGGUGGCUUCCUCAGGGGUCAGGAUGCAAAGGUGGGGGUUGUGGGCCGUGGCCUCCCUGACCCUCCUCUCUGCACAGGCUUUUCCGCAGACGGACAUCAAUAUCAGCCCAGCCAUGCCCGAGCUGCCCCCGGCUUCCCUGUGCCCACUAUUCUGGAUGGAGUUCAAAGGCCACUGCUACAGAUUUUUCCCUCUCAAUAAGACUUGGGCCGAGGCUGACUUCUACUGCUCUGAGUUCUCCAUUGGCAGGAAGUCUGCCAAACUGGCCUCCAUCCACAGCUGGGAAGAGAAUGUCUUUGUGUAUGACCUUGUGAACAGCUGUGUGCCUGGGAUCCCAGCUGACGUCUGGACGGGGCUUCAUGAUCACAGACAGGAAGGGCGGUUUGAAUGGACCGACGGCUCCUCCUACGACUACAGCUACUGGGACGGGAGCCAGCCGGAUGACGGCGUCCACGAGGACCCGGAAGAGGACUGCGUGCAGAUAUGGUACCGGCCCACCAGCGCUCUGAGGUCAUGGAAUGAUAACACCUGCAGCCUCAAGUUCCCCUUUGUCUGCAAGAUUGCUUCUCUGACCAUUCACUGAUCCUGUCUUGUCCCUCAAAGUGAGCCCAACUCCAGCACAUCAUGUACCUAUACCUAGUGUGGAUCUGACACUAAAUAAAUGUAAGCCCCAGAAGA